AUGAGCGUCGUCGUCGGGUGCCCCGUCAACCCCCGAUUUCCUCGCGCGUCCGCCGCCGACGUUCGCGGCGCCCGGCGCGUUCGCGGCGAUGCUCCGCGCGUCGGCGCCCGCGCCCGCCCCGCGCCCGCGUCUAACCGCGAUCUCAUCGUCGUCCACGGCAAGAAAAAAGGCGGGUUCGCAUCUGAGAUGAUGGGCGGCGGCGACGAGAACGCCGUCACGACGAAGAAGGCGGCGGCGUCAUCCAAGGGAACCGCGCCGCGCGCCGACGAGGUCUGCCCGUGCGGGGGCUACCCGACCCCGGGGCUGCCGUACGCGAGGUGCUGCAAGCCGUAUCACAAGGGCGACGCGUAUCCCGGCGACUGCGUCACGCUGAUGCGGUCUCGAUUCAGCGGCUACGCGAAGGGCGAGGGCGAUUACAUCGUCAAGACGACGCAUCCGGAGAAUCCAAUCUUUAAAGAUGGGAGCAAGGCGGAGUCCGGCAAGGUGGUCAGCUCCCUCGCCGACGACGUGAAGAUGACGUGCAAGAAGGUGCGAUUCUACGGACUGGAGAUCGUGCAGGACAAAGGGAAGGGCGAGGACGAGCACUACGUGGGGUUCAAGUACAAGUGCAGGGUGGUCGGGCAGAAGGGAUUUAAAGAGCUCGCCGAGGAGAGUCACAGCGAGCUCAGCACGUUCAGGCGCGGGGAGGACGGACGAUGGCUCUUCCUCGACGGCGUGACCGGCGCGGUCGAGUAG
Molecule: messenger RNA, 735 nt
Organism: Micromonas commoda
Lineage: Eukaryota; Viridiplantae; Chlorophyta; Mamiellophyceae; Mamiellales; Mamiellaceae
Exons: 1
Coding region: 1-735 (244 amino acids)
Source: RefSeq, a predicted model, not a curated record